ACAAAACAAGAGAGAGAGAGAGAGAGAGAGAGAGAGAGAAAGAGUAUGUGCUUUCAAAUUUCUAAGCUUCAGAAUCUGCUCCUCUCUCUCUUCUCCACUGAUUUUUCUUCUGCAUCUCCAUUUUAGGGUUAGGGUUUUCCAUUUCUCCGUUAUUCGUUUUUUCCAAUCUAAUUUUUCAUGAUUUUGAGUGCAAAAUGGAGGCAGAGGAUGAAUACGAAAAGAAAGAGCGCGUGGCACUGGUGGUCAUUGUUGUUCUGGCUUCACUAGCCGUGGCUUCUUUGCUCGUUGCUUUCAGCUACUAUUGCUACAUCCGUAACAAGGUCUCCAAGAGUCUCAGAAACCACGCAAGAGCCGAGUAUGAAAACAAAGGUGGCUUUUCAAAUUCGCAAGUUGUUACAGAGAAAGGACUGCAUGUUUUCACUUUUAAGCAGCUACAUUCUGCAACUGGUGGUUUCAGCAAGUCAAAUGUGGUUGGGCAUGGUGGGUUUGGGCUCGUAUACCGAGGAGUUCUCAGUGAUGGAAGGAAAGUUGCAAUUAAGUUGAUGGAUCAGGCUGGAAAGCAGGGAGAAGAGGAAUUUAAAGUGGAGGUGGAAUUGCUAAGUCGGUUGCAUUCUCCAUUUUUGCUGGCAUUGCUUGGGUAUUGUUCAGAUAAUAAUCACAAACUGUUGGUGUAUGAGUUCAUGGCAAAUGGGGGGCUGCAGGAACAUUUAUAUCCUGUUAGCGGUUCUAAUGCUCUCUUCCUAAAGUUGGAUUGGGAAACAAGGUUAAGAAUAGCUCUCGAAGCUGCAAAGGGUCUAGAAUAUCUCCAUGAACAUGUCAACCCCCCUGUGAUUCACAGGGAUUUUAAAAGCAGUAACAUCCUUUUAGACAAAAAUUUCCACGCCAAAGUUUCUGAUUUUGGACUAGCAAAGCUUGGAUCUGAUAAAGCUGGAGGACAUGUUUCCACUCGAGUGUUGGGAACACAAGGAUAUGUUGCGCCUGAGUAUGCAUUGACAGGACAUCUUACUACGAAAUCAGAUGUGUAUAGCUAUGGGGUUGUCCUUCUGGAGUUGUUAACAGGCAGAGUUCCAGUUGAUAUGAAGAGACCACCUGGAGAAGGGGUUCUUGUUUCUUGGGCUUUGCCACAUCUGACAGACAGGGAUCAAGUUGUACAGAUCAUGGAUCCGGCAUUGGAGGGUCAGUACUCAAUGAAGGAGGUUAUUCAGGUGGCAGCAAUUGCUGCAAUGUGUGUUCAACCGGAGGCAGAUUACAGGCCGCUGAUGGCAGAUGUUGUGCAGUCCCUAGUCCCACUGGUGAAGAAUCACAGGUCAAUUUCAAGGGCAGCCAACUCUUCCAGUUUCCAUGCAACAAGGUCACCCACAGUACUUGAUUCUGGUAAAGCUGGUGUAUGAAACUAAUCUAAGACUAGGAUACUAGUAUGAUUCUGGUAAAGCUGGUGUAUGAAACUAAUCUAAGACUAGGAUACUAGUAUCUAUAUAUUUCUUUAUCUAACUUAGAUUUUCUGUGCCCUUUCAGACUGUUAGUAUAUAAAUUCUAGUCUCUAGCAUCUUUUAAUACAUAACAUUAUAUUGUCCUAGACGAGUAAUGCCUGUGCCUUGAAAGGACUAAUUUAAUCGACC
This is a messenger RNA of Ziziphus jujuba (common jujube), 1619 nucleotides long. RefSeq names its product probable serine/threonine-protein kinase PBL7. Lineage: Eukaryota; Viridiplantae; Streptophyta; Magnoliopsida; Rosales; Rhamnaceae. Gene Ontology annotation, biological process: protein phosphorylation. The coding region runs from base 195 to 1391 and encodes 398 amino acids. Gene Ontology annotation, molecular function: ATP binding; protein kinase activity. The transcript is spliced from 6 exons. The record is from RefSeq and is a predicted model, not a curated record.